Messenger RNA from Closterium sp. NIES-67, 3121 nucleotides. The record is from the annotation of a GenBank genome assembly. NCBI's taxonomy places the organism in Eukaryota, Viridiplantae, Streptophyta, Zygnematophyceae, Desmidiales, Closteriaceae.
CAAUCACCUACCAGGGAGCUUUCCUGCUGGGGAUUCAGCCACGCUGCGUAGCACAGGUCGAGCCUCGCCAGUCGCGAGCAUUUCAGCGGCGACCGGUCAACGCCGGAGAGAUAGAAGCAGGACGUUUAGAAGGGUUUCGAUUUCGAAGUCUUUGGAUCAGUCACUCCUUGAGCCUUACUGAUUUUCGUGGCUGGGCUACAUUGAGCGUGACUCGCUGCAUUCAUACGAAGUAGACUCUUUGGGCUGGGAAGAAAUUACUUUUCGUUCUCCUCAAUAAAAUCUCUCACCUCGUAGAAUCAUGUUUGCACGGAUAGCCUCGACAGAUUCAUGUGGUUACCAGCAACGCCGAUUAAUCUGCUUUUGAGGCGCCUCAAAAGUUACCAGCAACGCCGAUAAUCCCAAUGCGAAUAAACAAGUUCGACAGAGUCAAAAGCAGAUUUCCGGAAUUCCUGUCAUCCUAUGGCAGAGCCUGCUUUGACAGCUCUCCAGGAACCAACGUAGCUUCCGUAUGACUCCUUUCAUUAGCUUGACGCCGUCCGGUUUCCCUUUCCGUACGCUUUCCGCGCUCCUGUCAGAUCCGUUACUGUUAUAAGAAAUUACGAAGACACGAUGCGUUUCACAGCCCUUGUCUCCCUGUUUUUCGUUUAAAGAAAUCGCCGCAUUUUCGACUUCCUCCGUGCAGUUAGUCGGUUCUCGGCUCCCUAGCAUUCACGGGAAAAGAUGGUCGUUAGCAGCUUUCAAUGGUGCGAGUAGAAGUAAAACGCGGCAGCAGCCAAUUGUGACCCUAAACCGGAAGCAGCACAGUCGCGUAUACGUGCUCCAGGAGUAUUUUUGCUGCUUUUAACUAUAGAAGCUCGGCGUGUACUUAUUAAGACAGCCGCAGUACACUCUCGAGAGGAUCUGCAAUAGCCUGCUAUAGCACUUAAGAAUCGCCAGCACAAGCAGUUGGGUACAGAAUCGGCAGGUUUCUGAGACUGGAGUAGUUGAAACCAGGGGGUGAACACAGCAGCUGAUUACUCUAGGAGGUGGGAGUAGUAAGCAGACACGCAGGCGAGCAGGGAAGCAGGCGAGCAGGGAAGCAGGCGAGCAGGCGAGCAGGCGAGCAGGGAAGCAGGCGAGCAGGGAAGCAGGCGAGCAGGGAAGCAGGCGAGCAGGCGAGCAGGCGAGCAGGGAAGCAGGCGAGCAGGGAAGCAGGCGAGCAGGGAAGCAGGCGAGCAGGGAAGCAGGCGAGCAGGGAAGCAGAGAUGGUGUUUGGGAAGCGCAAGGACGAGAAAGGGGGUUUUGACAUUGAGUUCUCCAACGAUGACAUCUCCUCAAUCUACACCGAGCACUCCAGCUCCGGCAAAUUUCUGGACAAGUACAGUCUACCGGACAUGCAGGCGAUGCUGCAGGAGCUGGGGGUGAUGGCGAAGCUGAGAAGGAGAGGGCACGAUGCGGUGAAUAUUGAGCUCGACCUCACAGACCCCUUUGUGCACAAGAUGCUGUGGACCACGCCAGCAGCACCAGAGCCUCUGUGCGAGUGUGCUCUGCGCAUUCUCUCGUCCACGUCCCUGCUGCACGCGGUGCGGCCCAGUGAGGUGAUCGGCAGGGGAACAGCAGUGCUGAAGGCGUGGGAGGGCGGGUUGGGCGAGUACCAGCCUCUCAAGCUGCUGCUGGUCGACUGGCUUCUGCUGCAGGACCCCCUGGCGCCCUGUGAUGAGACCCUAUUGCCCGGCCAGCAUAUGCCUGGGUUGGGAGUGGCCAUCGAAUUCGGCAAAUUGCUAUACCGCAUGGCACAGGAGGGGGAGUUUGAUGCGGUGGUGAAUCGACCGCUGCACUUCCACAACGCAGUCAUGUACGCCCCCACAGGCAACCUCUUCCUCAACCCCCAGGUGGAGGCUCGGUUUCGGGUGCUCGUGCGAGAUAUGGAGCGAGAUGUGCUGGCAAAGUCCCUUGCUGACGUGUCACACACCAUCCAGUGUGCUGGUCUGAGGCUCGCUGUUCCAGCCACAACCGGUCCAACCAGCAGCCCCGCCAGCAGCACACCAGAUACCACCUCCCCCAGCUCCACCCCGGAUAAAGCCUCCCCAGGCACUGCCCCAGAUGCCACCUCCCCCAGCAGCCCCUCAUUGAGAAUCAUCACCUGGACAGCCGAGGAGCAGGCCAACCCUGUGUCAGAGAGGAUGAAGGCCUACCUGGCAUCGGAGGCCUACCUCUCAUUGGUGCAGCGGGACUCGCAUGGGAUCACAGCCAAUGAGCAUCUGACACGUGUGCGCUCCAUGCUGCAGAAUGGCCGGCGCAUCUCCCUCAGCAGCAGCGGCAGGGAGAUAGCAAAUGGGGGCAGUGGGGACAGUGGGUGGGGGGUUGGGAAUGGGAACAAUGGCAGGGAUGUUUGGAACGAGAAUGGGAGCGUGGUCAGCUCUGAUCGUGGCAGGGAGCUGGGGAGCGGCAGAGAUGUGAAUGGGAACAGUGGGAGGGGGAGUCGCAGUAACAGCGGCAGGGAAGCAAAUGGUAGCAGCGAGAGGGAGGGCGGUGGUAGUGAUAGGGAGAGCAACGUUAGAAGUUGUGGAAAUGCUGGGGGGCUGCACACAGAUGGAGACGUUACAGAUGGUGACGGUGGUAACCAGGUCAAGGUAUGGUGCCCGACCUUUGGGUUAGACUCUUUGGAUGGAGUGGAGAGCCAGGAGGCAGUUAAGAAGCGCAUCGACGGAGGUGUGCCUGUGUGGGAGGUGGUUAUUUAAAGCUGGCUGUUUGCUGGAGAGAAGAAACUGCUUGGGGCGAUUGGGUUUGGGAUGGUAGCCAGGUCGAGGCACGGAGGCCUAUCUUUGGGUUGGUUGGAGAUCUAGGAGGCAGUUGAGGCAGAUUGAGGGAGAAGUGCCAGUGUGGGAGGUGGAUAUUUGAACGAAUAUACAGGCUUAGUACGAAUAUACGGUGGAGAUCGUACCGUUACAGGCUUCUGCGGGGCUUGGUGAUUUUGUGAAAUUGAUCUUUCUGUAAUAAUUUGACAGGUGUUGCAGGAAACUAUGUGUAGGGUCUGCAAACACAUUCACUUGGAAAACCUCAAGUGUUAGCCUAGGAUCUUUGCUGGAAUGGUAGACUAGUAAGACAGCGGAAUUCUUGUAAAAGUGAAUCUGAGUAUAAC